AUGCUUGUGGUCUGGGGUGAUCGUGAACGCCUCGCGGAUGACAUUGAGACUUGGAUCGAUAGUGUGCGCCAGUCACAAUCGGGGCCGAGGGCACGUCGUGCCGCAGACUCGUUCUCCGACGAUAAACCUGGACAAGAUGUCGAUCCAUCGCAACGCUCGACGGGAUCCGCUUCUUCGCGUAUGCACGGUCCGUCUUUGCAAGAGCGACGAGCUGCAUCGAGAUCGCCGCAUAGAUCGACGCCGGAUUCAUCGGAGCAAGCUGUCGACUGGCUGUGCACUGCUGUCGAGCACGGCCCUGGCGGCGUCCACGCUUGGCCCUUCGUCUCGAUGUAUCUCGCUGGAUCCGAGGCAGAGCGGGAGAAAGGACUCGAAAUCUUGGCGCGCUUCAUUGCAGAGCCUACAUCCAGUCCCCCAUCCACAGUGCCGCCCACGCCGACAUCGCCGGCUGUGCCUCUUGCUGUGCAGCUGCCCGGCACGCACCAGCAGCGAUUUCUUUCUGCAGCUGCCAACUCGCCGCCGCAUCUCAAUGCAGUAUCGCCGGCUGGGUCGAUGCCCAGCGACAUUAGCUCGCGGGGUGAUGCGGACGACAACGAUUAUCCCUUUUUAGGGUCGAGCUAUACAGGAUCCGAAGGGUGGGAUCCAAGUGAGAGAAACGAGCUCGGCUUGGAAGGUGUCUAUCCGCACGAGACCGUGUGGACGCAGCCCACUCCGACUCCGUCUACAGGCAUGGGUACACCGCUGGACAGCGAUAUGGAGCGCGAGAGCAUUGGACACGAUGAGCUUGUGCGUCGAAUCGGGCUUGGACUUGGUGGUAGCGAUGCUAUCGGCAUUCGCGAAAGCGGGGGGACAACGAUGGAGCCAGUACGGCUACUCCAUCCCGGCCAUUCUGCUGUCCCGAAUUGGAGCCAGCAACAGAACCGGCCUCAACAACGCCCGGCAUCGACGGCAUCGCAGCCUCGUGCAUCAGCGACGCCAGUACACUACAGCUCUGCGCAGAGUUACGGAGUUCCUGUUGGAGGACGGUCCCUGGCGGAUUUGGAGGCGGAGUCGGACAUGAGUGCGCCUGCCUCGCGACCAGAUUCACCAGGAGUGGACUGGAAGGAGAAUGAAAGAGGUUAUGACGCGGUCAACGAGGACGACUUGGACGCUCCUUCUCCGGAGCUGGAUCGCGAAGCAUACUUUGAAGAGGCCGUGUCGUACGCCGACGACGCCAUCCCGAUGGAUCCUGGAUUCUACGGCCUGGCGCACUACCACACGCUGCGACCGGAAGGACUAUCCGACAUUGCCGAAGAAGAGUCGCAGCUCGACACAUCUUCGGUGCUCAGCAGCGGGUACGGAGCCUUGUCUCCCGGAUCUAGCGAUAUCACAUUCUCGCCGCACGACGGCAGGUCGCCUAGUAUGGCAGCCACCAGAGCACCCCCGACGAAUCCGGGGAGGUAUGCAUCUGCGUAUACACCGUCGGCAGCGGAGAUGGCGCGGCUGAGAGAGGCGCUGGGUGAGCGGGAGCGGCAGUAUCAGCAACGUUUUGCGCGCGGAAGCAGCCGGUUCCCCAUCGAAGAAGACGACGACGACGACGAUGACGACGCCGCCGACGCGCCGAUCGGAGACGGCUAUGGAUCAGAUGGUGAUGUGGAUUGGCUUGAUAUGGAUGAUCAACAGCAACACCAACAGCAGCAACAGGAGCAAGCGGUGAGUCCAUGGAGAUCGUCUGCUGAGCUGCCGAAUCUGUCGGCAUUGCAAGAGCAACAGGACGCUCCAACCAGCCGCGAUUCGCCUCGAGCCCGUCCAUCAGGCGAGACCCCUUCUGCUUCUUCCACGAAGCUCAGCACCAAAGUGGAUGAUGACGGGAGUGGGCAGUCCCAAACACAGGCGGGAGAAUCCGACGUGCAGCUGCCUCCUUCACCCGCAAGAUCGACCAGCUCACAGACAUCUGGAUCCCGCGACGUGUGGUGGUAG
Messenger RNA from Sporisorium graminicola, 1956 nucleotides. RefSeq lists its product as uncharacterized. NCBI's taxonomy places the organism in Eukaryota, Fungi, Basidiomycota, Ustilaginomycetes, Ustilaginales, Ustilaginaceae. The record is from RefSeq and is a predicted model, not a curated record. The transcript has a single exon. The coding region runs from base 1 to 1956 and encodes 651 amino acids.